Molecule: messenger RNA, 8075 nt
Organism: Cyprinodon tularosa
Lineage: Eukaryota; Metazoa; Chordata; Actinopteri; Cyprinodontiformes; Cyprinodontidae
Gene: tulp4a
Product: TUB like protein 4a
Exons: 14
Coding region: 723-5996 (1757 amino acids)
Molecular function (GO): protein binding
Source: RefSeq, a predicted model, not a curated record
AACCUCUACAGUUGUUGGUAUAAAUAAUUCCACUGGUCACGUGCGCGUCACGUGCCCCAGCUGUCUGGGCCCUGCCAGUUUACAGUAGCUUUCGGGCUGCAGGCGGAGGAAGCGGCAGCAGCAGCAGCAGCAGCACCGAGCCAAAGCAGCCCUCUCUGCAAUCGCUGUGGGAGCUGGAACAAGCGGACAGGCUGGCAUGAUGAGGUUCUCCCGAGAAGUUGCUGACAGCUGAUAGAGAGGGGUCCUUUCUCCUCCUCUCUUACACGCAGUCAGGAACAAAUGAAGAGUACUUUGGACAUUGGAAACUGAACAAAAAAAAAGAAAAAAUGUCACUUGGGCUAACUGGAAUUACUGCCUGGUUGGACAUUAGCAUGGCGUUCACUAUAUUGGAUGCCUAGGCUGUCACUGUCUUUUGUCGGCUCAUCCCUGACCCUGUACCAGCCCAGCAGCUCUCUGUUCAAACAUUUCACAAUGACUUGAGUGCCUUUUGUUUUUUGCACCCCUGUUGACUAAAUUAAUUCUUUCAUCAACCUGUGAUCGAUCGCCUUUAAUCGCUGUUGCAGAUAGCCAAAGGAAAGCAUAAGUACUAUGCACUGUUGUUGCUAUACAAAACCAAUAACCUCACAGGAAGAGAGGCACUCAUAACAGCGCUCAAGAGAAAAAGAACCUCUCCCUGAGUUGUCCUUUUUUUUUCUAUAUCAGAGGAUUAGAAAGCUGCAGGGAUGUUUGCUGCUGUGGAGCAUGGCCCGGUGCUCUGCAGCGACUCCAACAUCCUGUGUUUGUCCUGGAAGGGCAGAGUCCCCAAGAGCGAGAAGGAGAAGCCUGUGUGCAGAAAGCGGUACUAUGAAGAGGGCUGGCUGGCUACCGGCAACAGUCGAGGAGUUGUCGGGGUCACGUUCACAUCCAGCCACUGCAGACGGGAUCGGGCCACCCCACAGAGGGUAAACUUCAACCUCAGAGGACACAAUAGUGAGGUGGUAUUGGUGCGGUGGAAUGAGCCUUUCCAGAAGUUGGCCACAUGUGACACAGACGGAGGAAUUUUUGUUUGGAUUCAGUAUGAAGGUCGCUGGUCUGUGGAGCUCGUUAAUGACCGUGGCGCUCAGGUGAGUGACUUCACCUGGUCGCAUGAUGGAACGCAGGCUCUCAUCUCGUACCGUGAUGGAUUCGUCCUGGUGGGCUCUGUCAGCGGCCAGAGACACUGGUCUUCUGAGAUCAACCUCGAAAGCCAGAUUACCUGUGGGAUCUGGACUCCUGAUGACCAGCAGGUGUUGUUUGGCACGGCAGACGGACAGGUAAUAGUCAUGGACUGCCAUGGGCGAAUGCUGGCCCACAUACUGCUGCAUGAGUCUGACGGCAUUGUUAGCAUGUCGUGGAAUUACCCCAGCUUCCUGGUGGAGGACAGCAGUGAGAGUGACACAGACUCUGACGAUUACACUCCACCCAAAGUACACAGCCAGAAACCACUUCUGACAGUCAGCUUCACCUCUGGAGACAUCAGCCUGAUGAAUAGUUACGAUGACCUCUCACCUACCCUGAUCCGAACCGGUCUGAAAGAUGUUGUGGCCCAGUGGUGCUCUCAGGGGGACCUUCUGGCGGUGGCAGGGAUGGAGCAAACAGUCCUCCUCUCUGCUGACACUCCCUGCUCUCCUCCCACCAAAUGCGCUAUUGUCAAAUUCUACAAUGUUCAAGGAGAUCACAUCUACUCACUAGACACACCAGCACAGCGCCCCAUCACCACGCUCUGUUGGGGUCACAGGGACUCGCGUCUGUUCCUGGCAUCUGGCCCGGCGCUCUACGUUGUCCGCGUGGAUCACCGGGUCGCAGCGCUGCAGCUCCUCUGCCAGCAGGUCAUCGCCACAGCAGUAAAGGAGGAAAAAGAUGUCGGCAAGCUCACCAUGCCAUCCCGGCUUUGUACUUACGUCACUUCUGCCUUCGCCCCCACCAUCAAGCCACCCAUCCCGGAUCCCAACAACAUGCGGGAUUUUGUGAGCUACCCGACAUCUGGGAAUGAGAGACUACACUGCACCAUGAAACGUACGGAGGAUAACCCAGAGGUGGGAGGGCCAUGCUAUACGCUGUACCUGGAGUACUUGGGGGGUCUGGUACCUAUUCUGAAGGGACGACGGAUAAGCAAGCUGCGCCCUGAGUUUGUCAUUAUGGACCCCAAAACAGAUGGGAAAACAGAUGAGAUUUACAGCAACAGUCUGAUAUCAGCCAUGAUAGACAGCUGUAACUGUUCAGACUCCAGUGACAUUGAGCUUAAUGAUGACUGGGUCGGCAAGAAAUCUCCCAAGAUAUCCAGAGGAAGCAAAUCUCCUAAACUUCCCAGAGACUUAGUUUGUCCCUUUACCAACAGGAUAAAUAUAGACCCCAGAAAGUCCCCCAAGCUGUCCCGGGCAACGCAAGAGAUCUCUAGGUCGCCUCGUUUACCUAUAAGGAAGCCCUCAAUUGGUUCUCCAAGUUUGUCACGGAGGGAAUUUCCUCUAGACGACAUCAGUCAGCAAAAUUACCUCGCUCAGGUCACAUCCAAUAUUUGGGGUACCAAGUUUAAGAUAGUUGGAUUGGCAGCAUUUUUACCUACCAAUCUUGGUGCAGUUAUUUAUAAGACCAGCCUCCUCCAUCUGCAACCCAGACAGAUGACCAUCUACUUGCCAGAGGUGCGCAAGAUUUCCAUGGACUAUAUCAACCUGCCUGUUUUCAGCCCUAAUGUUUUCAGUGAGGAUGAAGAUGACCUUCCUGCCACAGGCCCUGCUGGAGGCUCUGAUGACAACCCCCCCUGUACUGUAAACAUCCCCAUUGCCCCCAUCCAUAGCCCCGCCCAGGCCAUGUCCCCUGCCCAAAGCAUUGGCCUGGUCCAGUCUCUGUUAGCUAAUCAGAAUGUUCAGCUGGAUGUCCUUAGUAAUCCAACAGCACCCCCUGCUGGAGCUUCUGCCAGCGGGUCGGACCAAAGCCAGGAUACCAUCCUGACAGCCCAAUACACAGUACCUACCAGGUAUUCCAGUCCAGGUCAGGUCAUUUUUGGAGGGCUGGAAGUGGGUCGGCUAAUGGUUGGACCUCCACCAUCUCAUCAUCCAUCUCAGCAACAACAGCAACAACAACAGAGUCAGCAGCAACAGCUUCUACAUCAUCAACAGGUUCAGCAGCACCAACAGCAGCAGCAGAUGCUCCAGCAGCAUCACCUACAGCAGCAACAGCAUCACCUACAGCAGCAACAGCAUCACCUACAGCAGCAACAGCACAUUCAGCAGCAGCUCCAGCAGCAGCUUCAGCAGCACAUACAGAUGCAGCAGCAACAGCAACUUCAGCAGCAACACCAACAGAUGCAGCUGCAACAGCAGCAGAUGCAUCAUCAUCUGCAGUCUCAACAACAACACCAUCUACAGCAGCAGCUCCACAUUCAGAUCCCCGCCCCGUCCAUGUCAUCCGGUCAGCCUUCAGGAACAGCCCUGCACCAGCUGCAGAUCCAAAUCCCCCACCAACCUGGUGAUUUAGUAGUUGACAGGACAGUGGGCGGGGAGCAUGAACAUUUGCUGAAAAUCAAAACCACUCGACCGACUCCCCAGCUGGCUGAUGGGGAUACAGUUGUAUUCAGUGCUCCUUUGGAGCUCAGCAAAAUGAACCCGCCUCCUCCUUACCCUGGGACAGUGGCUGCGGCUGUUGCCGCUGCAGCUGCUGCUUCUCCGUCGGCUUCCAACGCAGCUUCCAGUACGUCUGGCACCAGUGAAACUCCUCCCCCCGCUGAGCUCUGUGUGAAGAAAGGAGACAUGAAACUUUAUCCUCCAGGUCAGCAGCAGGCGCAGUACCCCACACCUUUGGGAUAUGAAAGGAUAACAACAUUUGACAGCAGUGGAAAUGUGGAAGAAGUAUGUCGUCCUCGAACACGCCUUGUCUGCAAUCAGAAUGUCUACACACUCCAGGGACCUGGCAGCUCUGCCACGCUCAGGGUCACUUCCUCUUCAUCCUCAUCCGCAGCUGAAAAGAAAAUCCAGCUUCCCUACACCUCUGCUACACUGAAUAGACUCACUGCACCUCGCUAUUCCAUACCCAGCGGAGAUCCGCCUCCCUACCCUGAUGUGGGCAAUCAGAACAGGAAUCCAAAUCAGAGGCUCGACAGCAGCCUGAUCCAUGCAACCCUCAGGAGGAACAGCCGAGAGGCUGCGCUUAAAGUCUCCCAGAUGCUGGAACCACCAAGACCACUGCCUCCCAAGGCUAAAAAUAAUGCACUAGCAGCCUCCUUCCAGCAGAGGGUGCCAACAGCCUUAUACACAUGCAGCCAGUGCAGCAGUGGAUCAGGUAACGGUGGUACUGCACCAGGGAGUGCUAAUGGGAUAGCAGGGGGAACAAUUAUCAGACAGGAUUUUCCUCCAGGGAACGGAGCUCCUCACAGCACAGUUAUAGUUCACUCCAACAGCGCCACCACUCUCGCCUCCCAGUCAUCAUAUAACCUAAUGAGUUCACUCGAGGGACCUGGUAGUGCAGCCGGGGGAGGAGGUAACAGAGACAGGGUUGAGUAUGUUAACUCAGCAUUUACAGAAGAUGAGACACUCAGCCAGUCACUCAGGCACCUGGCAAUAGGAGGAAAUGAUUCUUCAGGGCUUGUUGUCAAACGCCCACCUCCCUAUCAGUGGGAUCCGGCUGGCACAGAGGAGGUGUGGAUUCCUCAAGAAAGGACAGCAAUUGCCCCCCCUGGACCACACAAACCUCCCCCCCUUGUUCUUAGCCCAGCUCAACACUUGGAUGUUACCAGAUUGCCUUUUGUUCUCUCUCCAAAGUCUCCUACCAGCCCCAGCGCAGCGUCGUUCCAGGCUGCUGCAGCAGCGACAGGCUACCAGAUCUCUCUGCAGUACCCCCCGACCACAGCAUACACCGGAGCUCAGCUCCAACCCAUCCCUGGGUCACCGCGCCCCUGUGCCUCCCCAAAGGAGGUGGUGGCACCUGUGGCACUUUCACAGCAGGAGGCCACCCUUGUCUUAUCUCCGGGCUAUUCUCCAAGCUUAGCUAACUUAGCCUGCUGUCCUCUACCUCCCAUGUAUCCUGGAGGAACUUCUUGUGCUGGAAUCCCCAUCCCCCCCAUUGCCCUUCACACACCAUGGGGCACCUAUAAUUCUUGUCCGCCUAUGCCCAGUCCCGCAGUGCCACUACCACCCAAAGCCUCCCACAUAUUAGCAGAAAAAAAUGUUCUCUCACCACCUCCUCCUCCACCUCCUCCUCCUCCACCUCCUCCACCACCAGCAGAACUGCAGAGCCAUGGGGCAUUACAGGAGACGAUGGCAGAAGCAGGGGAGGGUUAUCAGGAGGUGCUGUCUUUGACUGAGAGCCCUGUGCCACAGCGGUCGGAGAAGUUUGGCAAAAAGAACCGCAAGCGUGUGGACGGUCGGGCCGAAGAGGCUAAUGUGUCUCAGUUAGCCGAAGGCAAUAAAUCAAAGAAAGAGGGCAGGGCUUUGGGGGAUUUUAACUCUCUUAUCUCCAGCCCACGGCUGGGAGGAAGAGACAAGAAGAAACUGAAGGGACAGAAGGAACAGCAACUGAAGGCAAAGAAGCUGAGCAAGGCCACUGCCAACAGUGAGUUCCAGGACAGCUCAGAGAGCGAGCCUGAGCUGUUCAUCAGCGGCGACGAGCUCCUCAAUCAGUGCCAGAGCGGUAAGAAGGGCUGGAAGAGUAAAAGGAAUAUGAGGGCCGCCAGUGAGCUGGACGAGAUCAAAUGUCGGAAAGCGAAUGAGAAGGAGGACAGAGGACUUGGCAGCCAGGGGUUUGUGUAUGUGAUGGCCAACAAGCAGCCUCUGUGGAAUGAAGCCACGCAGGUCUACCAGCUGGACUUUGGAGGCCGAGUCACUCAGGAGUCAGCCAAGAACUUUCAAAUUGAGCUGGAGGGCCGGCAGGUGAUGCAGUUUGGCCGGAUUGAUGGAAACGCCUACAUCCUGGACUUCCAGUACCCCUUCUCUGCAGUUCAGGCAUUCGCAGUGGCUUUGGCCAACGUCACUCAGCGCCUCAAAUGAGAUGUCUCAUACCAACACCCCCUGAAACAUACCUUAAUUUUAAAUGCAACCUGCUGAAGGAGCACAGUUGUUUGGUUUGGGGAUUAUUAAACUCUUAAAAUGGAUUUUGGAGAAAAAGACUGAAAUCAACCGUGGAGAAUAGAUGGAAAUGCAAUCACACUGCACUACACAAUGCUGCCACAAAACACGGUGCAAUAAGCAUUGACUGCGUUUGUUGGAUCUGCUCCGUUCUGCAUUCGGUGGCACCCACCAAGCACGUCGGGCCAAAGAGCUGAGCUUGGGUUAUCAUCAUGCAAAUAAAUGCUGCUUUGGGUAGAGAACGUUUUUCUUUCUUUUCUUUUUUUUGUUCUUUUUUUCAGAAAGGUAAGAUUGUUAAAGUGCAGUUAAAAACGCAGCAGUAAUACUUGAAAACCACACUCUGGAGGUUAAAUAACAUUUUCCAGAGCGCACAGGUACUACUGGGCACUGAAAUCCAUUGCUGUACAAAACUUUAGUGAAACAGUUACUACUUUAUUAAACUGCUUUUGCUUAUAGUUUAUAAAAUGAGGUUACAUAGGUGAGGUUUUUGUUCUCUACAUUCCUGUUGUUUCUAUCUCAGUCUGUUUAGGCUGGAAGUUAGGCUGAUAUAUGCAUCAUUUAGGAGCACUACUAAAGUUACGACUUUUUACUGUUUCUGGAAGGAAAACAAGCAUUGGUCUUUAUCAAAUCUGUUUUGAAGGAUUAAAAAAAGGCACCCUGAUUUACUUAAUAAUUUAUAUGUACACUUUGUUUAACUUUCCAGAUAUGGAUUUUUUUUAAUAAGAAAAUAGUUAUUGUUGAAGAUAUUUACCCCUCAGAUAUUUUCAUCCCAUUUUUUUCUUAGCGGCUUUAUUCGGGGACGGUGAGUUGAAAUAUUGCUGUACCCUCGGGAGUAUUCAGGUGGGAGUGGUUUACAGAAUAGCUUUGGCUGACAUACGUCAUACUUCAAUAUCUUCAUCUGGUGACACUGGCGCAAAAAGUCGCCAAGGCCUCGACUGAACAAUUUAACCUCUGGCAUGAAGUGAUAAUGUCACCUGUUGUCACUUCUGUGAAGUGAGUACGUAUUUGGGAGCAGUCUUUGCUCUUUAGGACCACACUUAAACAUCUAAGCAUGGUACAGGAAAUAUUUUUGUAUAUUUCACCUUUGCCAUUUCAUACUCUUCUCAGAAGGCAUGUAAAUAAAUUGGAGAGGUAAACGAUGUAAAGAGACUUAAGAGGCUCUUAGAGGUUUACACCUCGGCUCCACUGUGUGUUAUUUCAGGUGUGAAGUGAAGCUGUAACACCAUAGAGUAACUGUUAAGCUAAAACGUCACUCAGUCUAAUAAGACUACAUUAAAGAAUGAAGCUUAGGAAAUCUAUCUUCUUCGUAAGCUGACUGUGCAAACUGAGAGACAUGUAAAGCUGUUUAAUCGUGGGAAACGGUGAAGUGCAAAGGGCAUAUAUGCAUUCAUUUCUGAUUCCGCUAAAAAAGUGUUUUGGCCUAGUAAAACAGGAAAGGUGCUGUAUGGCUAAACCGAAAUUUGUGCCAAAAUAUCUACUCGCAAUUUUAGAAUAAAUAUAGUCCAAAGGGGAAGAACCAAUUGUAUUUUCAUAGUUGAUUUUUUUUGUGAUUUAUCACAUUUGAUGGCAAUCUUUCCUGAAUUUGAAAAGAUGCAUGUUGGUUGUAGGAAUGGGGACUGAAUGAAGAUAAGAGAAUAAUUAAGAAAAAAAGACAACAAAAAAAUAAAACUCAAGCAUGUCAUGACAAAACCCUUUUUUGUGUUAGCUGUGCAAUAUUUUGUAGGAGAAAAUUAUGUCUAUGUUGCUUUCAACCAUGUUUUGAUACCGUUCUUUUAGUUCAGUAUCUGAGAUUGCUGGUCUGUGGAUUUUAAUUUAUGAGAUUAUUUUCUGAAAGGAUGAAACGUAUCUAUACAUACUGUAUAUUGUGGAGUUUUCCAAACAUUUUUUAUGCGUUUUGAUUUGUUUUUAACGAGUGUAGCCCAAGUUGUGGGGUUGGGGAUGAGUUUGCUCUGGAUUGUUAUAAAAAGAAAAAAAAAAGAUGCGAAUGAGUAGGUGCCCAGU